This is a messenger RNA of Mytilus californianus (California mussel), 2798 nucleotides long. Its product is annotated as Kv channel-interacting protein 4-like. The record is from RefSeq and is a predicted model, not a curated record. Gene Ontology annotation, molecular function: calcium ion binding. Lineage: Eukaryota; Metazoa; Mollusca; Bivalvia; Mytilida; Mytilidae. The transcript has 7 exons. The coding region runs from base 1115 to 1771 and encodes 218 amino acids.
UAUCUCUGAAAUGACCAAAUAUCUUACAUAAAAUGAAUUGCGGAUUUCAAAUAGUCAUCAGUUGCUAAGAGCAACGGAAAAUUAUACAAUGGCAAUGUUUAGUGCUGAUAUCAUUUGUUGCAAACCUUUGACAAUUCUUCCACAUACGAACCAUCGAGACAAAACUGUUCAUUUCACAAUUAAUUGUGGGUAAUAUCCAGUGUUAUAGCAAUAAUGAUGUAAUAUUGGUCAAGUAGAUGAACCGUCGGGUAUCAUUUAAUAGCAAACGACUUCUAAGAGUAUUGAUUUAUUUACAGAUAUAUUUGAAAGAUUAUUACUUAAAUCUCAACGUGUUUAAUUCGAAGAUCCACAAUUGUUUUUAGAUAAUCGUAAUGAUUAUAUGACAUAUCGGAGACAAAUACAAAAACACCUGAGCUGGCCUCUGAUUGAUUUUUCUGCCGUAUGACUAUAAUGUCAACUGUCUCAAAAUUGUGUAAUGAAAUAGACAUUUGGGAUAUGGCUGUGGAAAGACAAUGUUGACAUUAAGUUUAAACUUUAAAUGAAAAACAGAGAGGAUUGCAACAAGUAGUAUUAGAUGUUUCUUUUAGUAUUACCUGUAGUAGAUUAAGUGACGGAUAAUCAUAUCGACACUGAUAGAGAGAUGUUGGAUUCUACCUGAUUAAUUCCACUGAAUGGCUUUGGGAAAAUAACAACCGUUUUCUUGGUUUAAUAACAAACGGCUUUCCUGUGCAAUUUUUAAUCUCGUUAUUCCGCUAUUUUAAGCAAAGCAAUGGAAGUUAACAUCGUAGUCUUAAUGUGUUUUUCAUAAAGAAAGGAACCAAGGCUUAGAAAUUACUAUUAAGUGGAAAUUUCAUUUAUUUUUAUACAUGUACUAUCAAAUUGUAGCUUUAUUUUUUAUCAGCGCCUUUUAUUUGUGCCUUACUUAAGCUUUGCGUACAGUUUUAUGAUAUUGUCACUAAAUAUCAUGUAUUGCGUUAUCUUAUUCUAAAUGUUUGUUUGGAAGUUUGCAGUUCAAAAUUAGAUUCCUAUUCAAAAAAGCUUAAUGUCAUAUCACUGGAAUCUAUGGAAGGUUCGUCUUUACAUGUUGACAUAGCCAUAGUAGUGUUUAAAAGACAUGAACUACUUGCACUCAUUUGGACGUGAAAUAAAGAAGAUUAUUGAUAAAUACGUGUUUGAUAUAGAUAACGAGUUUGACGAACUCGAACUUCAAGUCGUCCGAUAUAAACCAGAAGGUUUGGACACCCUAUGCAGGAAUACGAAGUUUUCAAGAAAAGAAUUACAAAUAAUGUACAGAGGUUUUAAACAAGAAUGUCCUACGGGGAUUGUAAGCGAAGAAACGUUCAAAGAAAUUUAUGCUCAGUUCUUUCCACAAGGAGAUUCCAGUUCAUAUGCACACUAUGUUUUUAAUACAUUUGAUCAUGAUCGGAGCGGAACUAUUAGUUUUGAGGAGUUUGUGAUAGGUCUGUCUGUGUUAUCACGAGGUUCAUUACAAGAAAGGCUACAAUGGGCUUUCGGUUUGUAUGACAUAAACGGGGAUGGUCUUAUUACACGAGAAGAAAUGUUAGAUAUAGUUUCUGCUAUUUAUGAUAUGAUGGGGCGUUUUUCUGAACCCUCCGUAGACGAAAACACCACCAAAGAUCAUGUUGAAAAAGUCUUUCAGAAAAUGGACCUAAAUAAAGACGGGGUAAUAUCAUUAGAGGAAUUCAUGGAAACCUGUAGACGCGAUGAAAACAUAAUAAAAGGAAUGGCUAUAUUUGAUACAGUUUUGUAGUACAUUGAAGAAUUCGAUUAUUCCACAGUAAGACUUUCAUUCAUGUGAUCCGCAUUGUGAGGUGUGAACGUGUUAUCACAUUCCAGUUUGUCUGUAUAAUGUGUAUUAAACGUUGGUACACAGAUAUUGUAACGUCAAGCAUGUGAUUGAUACGGACGAAAGACCACAUUUUGUGUUUUUGUAAAUGUGUUCCGAAAUAUCAUUGUAUGAUCGCAUUUAUUUCAAUGAGAGCAAAUCAUAUGAAAUUGAUUUAGAGUCAGACUUACUGGCUAUUUUUCAAUUCCAUGUUCAGAAUCCACUUUCCAAAGAAGUUAUGUAAGAUCAAAAAUUAAAUCAAAGAUCAUUUUAUAUUGAUCGAAUUUGAUAAUUCCUUUCCAUUUUUUCUUAAAAGGAUUGGUUUUUUUAAGAAUAGUCUCUUUUUUAAAUGCAAGUAAAUUUUAGAAUUUAAUCGUGCAACCAUUUUAAGUAAUAUAUCAGUGUAGAGUAUAAUUGAUACAGGUUAUGAUGUAUCAUUUUAUUUAAUUUUGUAUACUUCACUCAACACUUAUGUAUAGUUUGACAUGCACAAACAGUUCUUUUAUUUUGGAUGUGUACUGAAUACUUGACUUGUGUCUAUAAUGGGUUCUCACUAUAAAUUCAAAAUGCAGUCUAGAAUCUUUAUUUGACAGAAGAGUCAAAUUACAAUGUAUUCCCAAUAGAUGAUGAAGCAUUUAUUAAUCUGGAGUCUGUCGUACGUUUGCCCAAUGAAAACCGCAUUGUACUUAGUUUCAUGUCAAUAUUCGCCCUUUUUAUUCCCAAAAAGAAUAGUAUCAGAUUUUAUAAUCAGACAUACGGGGUAAGGUCAGUUUUCCUUUUUUCUUUAGAAAAGAAAAAUGUCCGUUUUUCAGUAGAUUUUGUUGUGUUAUUAAAUUGUGAUAUUCUAUUUAUCAGUGAACACCAUAAGCACAUUGUAUAUGACUUUAUACCUUUGCGUGUAUAAUUUUACAAGAUUAUUAUCUUGUUAAUAAUAAAUCUACUAAAAAGUAAA